AGUUCAAUCAGUUCGUCACAAGUUAUCACGAUGGCCGCUCGCUCGACAGCAGCAAUCGUCCUACUGGCCUUGGUGACCUUCUCCGAGGGUGCCAAGAUCCUCGGCGUUCUACCAACGAAGGGAAAAUCUCACUACAUUAUCGGGGCUGCCUACAUGAGAUCCCUGGCCGACGCUGGUCAUGAUGUCACCGUCAUCAGCCCGUUCCCAAGCAAGAACCCACCGAAAAACUACCGAGACAUCGAAUUAACCGGAAUGGACGAACAGAUGGAAAAGAACUUCGAUCAGAAUAUGUUCAACUUCAAGGGUUCCGGAGUAUUCCUCGCACCAUUUUUCAUGCUGACCAUGAUGUACGAGAUGUUCGCCGAAAUGAUGUGCUUAUUUAUCCUGCAACAUCCGAACGUCGUGGAGCUGCUCAACUCAAAUGAAAAAUUUGACCUUGUGAUAGUGGAAACGUUCAUCACCGAGUCACUGUACGGUUUUGCACAGCACUUUGAAGCCCCCCUGGUUACGUAUUCCACAUUCGGAAGCUCCAUGUGGACGAACGAUCUAGUAGGAACUCCAGCACUACCUUCUCACGUGGCCCACUUCAUGCUCAGCUAUACGGAUAAAAUGACGUUCUGGCAACGGUUCCACAAUACAUUUAUGACCAUUUUCGACCGACUCUACUUUGAGUGGAUCUAUCUACCGAAACAGAAGCGGUUCUACGAGAUGGGUUUCCCGAAUGCCAAACUGACGUUCGAACAGCAGAUGAAGAAUAUAUCGUUAGUGUUUCUGAAUCAACAUUUUAGUUUGAGUAGCCCUAGACCGUAUCCACCCAAUAUGAUCGAAGUCGGUGGAAUUCAGGUUGAGGAGGCAAAACCCCUGCCGGAGGACCUCCAAAAAUACCUGGACGAAUCCAAGGAGGGAGUUGUAUACUUCUGCAUGGGAUCGAACAUCAAAUCCAUCCACUUCCCGGAGGAAAAACGCAACGCCUUCCUAAAGGUCUUCUCCAAACUAAAGCAGCGAGUUUUGUGGAAGUUCGAAGAUGAAACCAUGCCGAAUCAACCGCCGAAUUUGAUGAUCAAGUCUUGGAUGCCCCAGAAUGAUAUCCUUGCUCAUCCGAACGUCAAGCUGUUCAUUACUCACGGAGGUCUACUGGGCACGACGGAAGCCCUAUAUCACGGGAAGCCCAUGAUCGGAAUACCGAUCUUCGGCGAUCAGCCGAUGAAUGUCGAAAAGGCCGUUCGCUCCGGGUACGCCGUACUGCUGGAUUACGAUGACAUCACCGAGGUUAAUGUGUAUAAUGCGAUCGAUGCAGUUUUGAACGAUCCAUCGUACGCCAGAAAUGCCGAGUUGGUAUCCGACCGCUUCCGGGAUAAGCCAAUGACUCCCAAGGAAACGGCAGUAUUCUGGGCUGAAUACGUAAUUCGACAUGGGGGAGCUCCCCAACUUCGCUCGUCUGCGGUUGAACUUUCGCUGCUGCAGUACCAGCUCAUAGAUGUCUACGCCAUGAUGCUAGCUAUGCUGACAGCCGUACUGGCUGUUAACGUGUACGUAGCGAGGAAGCUCUUCCGGAAGGUGUUCAAAAGUAGAUCCCCGGUAGUAGGCAAGAGAAAGAAACAGUCGUAGAUUGAGUUGCUUGAAUGUAAUCUUGAAUAAUAAACCACCGAUUUGAAAUA
Molecule: messenger RNA, 1658 nt
Organism: Ochlerotatus camptorhynchus
Lineage: Eukaryota; Metazoa; Arthropoda; Insecta; Diptera; Culicidae
Product: UDP-glycosyltransferase UGT5-like
Exons: 2
Coding region: 31-1608 (525 amino acids)
Molecular function (GO): UDP-glycosyltransferase activity
Source: RefSeq, a predicted model, not a curated record